Nezara viridula (southern green stink bug) is the source of this 478-nucleotide messenger RNA. Lineage: Eukaryota; Metazoa; Arthropoda; Insecta; Hemiptera; Pentatomidae. The record is from the annotation of a GenBank genome assembly.
GUUAACCGCCCAUGUGGGUUAUAUUUGUAAAUAUGGAGUUGAUUGAAAGUGUUGCAGUGAGUUCUGUUUUAAAUAAAGAUGUUAAACAAUUUGGGAAGCAAAACAUGUUUGAUGAAAGCGAUGAAACCUGUUGGAAUUCUGAUCAAGGAUCACCACAAUGGGUGAAAGUUAAAUUGAGAGAAGAAACCGAUGUUAAAUUUUUCACCAUUCAAUUUCAAGGAGGUUUUACUGCCAAAGACUUAGUAUUCAAAACUGAAUUAAAUGGUAAUAGUGAAGAAAUGUGUUUUUAUCCGGAGGACACUAAUUCUGUUCAAAAAUUCAUAAUAAAACAACCAACAAAACUGAGAUCAAUGCUUUUUAAAUUUCACUCAAGCACUGAUUUUUUUGGCCGAAUUAUUAUUUACAAACUUGGUUGGUCAUGAUAGCAUUUUUUCAACCCAUAUAAUGUUAAUUUGUAACUUUGUAUUAUUUUCAAUAA